Zasmidium cellare ATCC 36951 is the source of this 825-nucleotide messenger RNA. RefSeq lists its product as uncharacterized. Lineage: Eukaryota; Fungi; Ascomycota; Dothideomycetes; Mycosphaerellales; Mycosphaerellaceae. The transcript has 3 exons. Bases 1 to 825 code for a protein of 274 amino acids. The record is from RefSeq and is a predicted model, not a curated record.
AUGAACUUGUCGAAUCCAAGAGAUGAGGAUUUCGCCCGUGACGACGAAGCCUGGCUUGACCGCGACGCGCACGCUCAUUUGCGCAGUGUCGAUGAAGGCUCCGAAGAGGCGUUCGAUAACCCUCAAGCCGGCGAUAUCGUCAGGUUCGCAGAUCUCAUGCGCUCACGCAGUUUGAGUGGAAGCUGGAGGAGCCGGCAAGGCUGUGAAGGGUCAGUCAGUGGCUCUGUCAAGAUAGAUUGUUUGAUGCUUGCCUUCUUGUCCCCUGCGUUGGCCAUGCUUCGUUGCUGCAUGUGGCGUUGUUGUCCAGGUGUCGAGAUGGAAGGUCAAGAUGCGAGUGUGUUUGCUCACAAGCGUUCCAAGCUCAGGCAGCUGCCCGAAAUGGCGGGUCUUCACAUGCAAACGCCAGCAAACAUCUUCAUGACCGCACGCAGACAUGUCACUAUGCGUGAUGAUCUACUGCAUCAGAUCGGUGCACUGUUUGCUUCCCCGACGAUCGAUUUAUUUCUAGUCGUGAUAAGUUCUUGCCAAGACACAACUCCCCAAGUCUAUUUCGUGGCACCUGAACGCCAACUCCAGGCUUGCUAUCAUCAAGAGCGAAAACAUAUUGACGUUGUCCUCUCGGGGUGGAAGCCAGUAUCCAUCGCCGUGGAGAUGCCUUUGUCAGAACUCCAUAAUGCUGGUACUUGGGCGAGUGCUGGCCGUCAUUCGCUUUUCGAACGUGAUUGUCAAGUCCAUCUUCUCGGUGUGGAUAUGCUUGAGACACAUUUGCUCGAAAGCAACAACUCGCUUGACCUCAGCAUCGCUCUGCACGCAGAUGGAAAAUGA